AAGAGGAUAUGUUGGCCCACUUGGCUGUUUUUCAUCAGAGAAUCCGUAUUCCCCGCCUACGCCUUUUUCCGACCUUCAUCAUUCUUCGAAACUAGAAGAUUUUCUCUUUCUGUAUCCCGAAACUUUUCGAAAUUGCGAUGAGAGGACGCGAAAUUAUCGUCUGGAGAUACCCCAGAAGCUAUGUGACAGCCCCUAAAGUUCUGGUGCAAGUGGAUUUUGAAGUGUACGGUGACCUACAAGGUGUGAAUUUUGUUACGCAUGCCAAGGACAUAGCCGAUAGGCUUGGUGUCAAAGGAUUCAUUAAACUGACACCUUAUGGCUCAGCAAUAGGACAAAUACAAGGAGAGAAGGAACACGUAGAUGAAAUGGCUCUAUGGUUGAGGCAUACAGGCUGUCCUAGAAGUCGAAUAUACACAGUGGACUAUCAAAAUUGGAAAGUGACAGAUGGAUUUGAAUACAGAAAUUUUAAUGCUCGAGUAUAAUUUACCUAUUUGUACAAUCAAAAAACGUUGCAUAAAAAGUUUGACCUCAAAA
Molecule: messenger RNA, 534 nt
Organism: Parasteatoda tepidariorum (common house spider)
Lineage: Eukaryota; Metazoa; Arthropoda; Arachnida; Araneae; Theridiidae
Product: acylphosphatase-2
Molecular function (GO): acylphosphatase activity
Source: RefSeq, a predicted model, not a curated record